UAUUUUCACUGUAUCUCAAUAAUUUAGUGUUAUCAUGCUUUACUUAUAUAAAAAGUUCAAAAUUUAUAUGUUAUGAAAAGUUUAUAAAAAAAAAUCUUUUCACUUGGUGGCGAGCCAAUAAAUUGAACGAAAAUUACAUUUACUUCUAAUUGAUAUUCAAAAUAAAUUGAAAAUUUAAAUAAAUAUUCACUUUAUCUAUUUCAAAAUGAGAUUGUUGUUAAGUUCAACAAGUUCACGAGUAUUGCCGGUCUUUCGGCAUCGAGGGACAAUAGCUCGAUCAUUUUCAGGAAAAAUAUCAUCACCAGAAAGUGUAUUAACUAGAAAAAAAUUCGGAUGGUUGAACAUCAAUAAUAAUAGCAAUGGAUUUCAACAUCUUCGUGAUUAUCAAAGAAUUUCAGCUUUUAUAAGUAUACGAGAAUUUUCGACGAAAAAACCUCCGGCUACUGAUGGACCUCCACUUGAACCAGAGAUUGAACAACCUGAUGAUUAUCCUGCUACAUUACCAGCAACAGUUGUAGUUCCAGAAGUUUGGCCACAUGUUCCAAUGAUUGCUAUUAGCCGAAAUCCUGUCUUCCCUCGAUUUAUAAAACUUAUUGAAUUAACGAAUCCAGUUUUAAUUGAUUUAAUUCGAAGAAAAGUUAAGCUCAAUCAACCUUAUGUAGGAAUUUUUUUGAAAAAAAGUGAAGAAAAUGAAGCCGAAAUUGUUAACAAUAUUGACGAAGUCUACGCAAUUGGAACAUUCGCUCAAAUUCACGAAGUUCAAGACCUGGGAGACAAGCUAAGACUAGUUGUUAUGGCACAUAGGAGGAUAAAAAUUGUCAAUCAAAUACUAGAGGAUAUCACAGAAAAGCCAGUUUCAGCAAUGAAAUUGAAGUUUCCGCUAUUUAAUACAACAAUUAACGUUCCUGUAGACGAAACACAUGGUAAAAAACCCAGAAGAACGUAUGGAAGGAGUAAGAGGAACGAAAUGAAAAAUAUUGAAGUUGUUGAAGUAGUAGAAAAGCCUGAAGAAAUUUCAGUUACUGAAGUGACUAAACCUGAAGAAAAAAUUGAAAGUUCUAACGCUGAAGUUGUUCAUACUGAGGCUAUUCCUACGGAACCUGUGCAACAACCGCAAGUGAUAGCCGAUGGAUCUCCACAACCCGUUCUAAUGGUUGAAGUUGUUAAUGUGACUCAUGAAAAAUUUAAAACAACAGAGGAAAUAAAGGCUUUAACUCAAGAAUUAAUCAAGACUAUUCGAGACAUAAUUAGUAUGAAUCCCUUAUAUCGAGAAUCACUUCAGCAAAUGCUCCAUCAAGGCCAAAGAGUCGUAGACAACCCAGUAUACUUGAGUGAUUUAGGUGCGGCUUUAACUGGAGCUGAUGCCCAGGAAUUACAAGAAGUCUUAGAAGAAAUGGAUAUUUCAAGAAGAUUGAGAUUAUCUCUGGCUUUACUCAAAAAGGAAUAUGAACUAAGUAAACUCCAGCAAAAAAUUGGUAGAGAAGUUGAAGAAAAAGUAAAACAACAACAUAGGAAAUAUAUUCUUCAUGAACAGUUGAAAGUGAUUAAAAAAGAAUUAGGUUUAGAAAAAGAUGAUAAAGAUGCUAUUGAAGAAAAAUAUAGAGAAAAAAUUAAACAGAAAGUUGUGCCCAAGCCUGUAAUGGACGUAAUUGAUGAAGAACUCACUAAAUUGAGCUUUUUAGAAAACCAUAGUAGUGAAUUUAAUGUAACGCGGAAUUAUUUAGACUGGUUGACAUCUUUACCUUGGGGAAUAACAAGUUCAGAAAAUUUAGAAAUUCAAGAAGCUGCAGAAAUUCUUGAUCAAGAUCACUAUGGGAUGGAAGACAUUAAGAAAAGAAUUUUAGAAUUCAUUGCAGUGAGUCAAUUAAAAGGCACAACUCAAGGAAAAAUUUUAUGUUUUCACGGUCCACCGGGGGUUGGUAAAACUUCAAUAGCAAAAUCGAUCGCUCGAGCCUUAAAUCGAGAAUAUUUUAGAUUUAGUGUAGGAGGAAUGACAGAUGUUGCAGAAAUUAAAGGUCAUAGAAGAACUUAUGUUGGAGCGAUGCCUGGAAAAAUAAUUCAAUGCUUGAAGAAAACAAAAACUGAAAAUCCGCUUGUACUUAUCGAUGAAGUUGAUAAAAUUGGCAAAGGUUAUCAAGGAGAUCCAGCAUCAGCUUUACUAGAAAUGUUAGAUCCAGAACAAAAUGCUAACUUUUUAGACCAUUAUUUAGAUGUUCCUGUUGAUUUAUCAAAAGUACUGUUUAUUUGUACAGCGAAUGUUACUGAUACUAUUCCAGAACCUUUAAGAGAUCGAAUGGAGAUGAUAGACAUGUCUGGAUACGUUGCUGAAGAGAAAUUAGCUAUUGCAAAACAGUACUUAAUCCCACAAGCGAUGAAAAAUACUGGAUUGACUGAAGAACAAAUUACUAUUCGAGAAAAUGCUUUGACAACACUCAUAAAGGCUUAUUGUAGAGAAUCUGGUGUUAGAAAUCUUCAAAAACAUAUUGAAAAAGUUUCUAGAAAAGUAGCUUUUAAAGUGGUAAAGAAGGAAGCUGAAAAGGUUGAUAUUACUGCAGAUAAUUUGAGUGACUUUGUCGGUAAGCCUAUUUUCACCCAUGACAGAUUGUACGAAUUGACUCCUCCAGGUGUUGUUAUGGGCCUUGCUUGGACUGCGAUGGGUGGGUCCACUUUAUACAUUGAAACAACUGUUAGUAAGCCAUCAUCAGAAAAGAAAAAAUUCGAAGGUACUUUUGAAAUUACUGGACAUCUAGGAGAUGUGAUGAAAGAGUCUACCAGAAUUGCUCUUACAGUUGCCAGAAAUUUUAUUAAGAGAAUAGAUCCAGAGAAUACUUUCUUAUAUGAUUCACAUUUACAUCUUCAUGUCCCUGAAGGAGCUACUCCCAAAGAUGGUCCAAGUGCUGGAGUUACAAUAGCAACAGCUUUAAUAUCUUUAGCUAAAAAUCAACCUAUCAAACAAGACAUUGCAAUGACGGGAGAGUUAAGUCUUAUGGGAAAAGUCCUUCCAGUUGGUGGAAUAAAAGAAAAAACAAUUGCAGCUAAACGUGUUGGUGUUCGAUGCAUUAUCUUGCCGGAAGAGAAUAAAAAAGACUUUGACGAUUUAGCAAAAUUCAUUACUGAUGGACUCGAAGUUCAUUUUGCCAGUACGUACGAUGAUGUCUAUAGAAUUUGUUUUAUGGAUGAUCGAGGUAAUCAACAUUCAAUGCAAACUCCUGGACCUAUGGACUACCAAAAUAUUCAACCACCUCCACAAACGGCUUCAAUUCAUGCUAAAAAAACAUAACUUAUAGUUUUUUUUUAAUUUUUAAUUUAUUUUUUCAUUAUAUUGCGUGUCACAAGCAGAUGUAAAAGAAAUUUCGUUGUGUACAUUCCUAAAAAUUAAGUAAUAAUUACUGAAUGUUUUUAUAAAAAUGAUUAAAUUUUGUUAA
Messenger RNA from Chelonus insularis, 3425 nucleotides. It is a transcript of the gene Lon, whose product is annotated as Lon protease. Bases 206 to 3280 code for a protein of 1024 amino acids. The transcript has 6 exons. Gene Ontology annotation, biological process: mitochondrion organization; protein quality control for misfolded or incompletely synthesized proteins; protein catabolic process. Gene Ontology annotation, cellular component: mitochondrial matrix. NCBI's taxonomy places the organism in Eukaryota, Metazoa, Arthropoda, Insecta, Hymenoptera, Braconidae. The record is from RefSeq and is a predicted model, not a curated record. Gene Ontology annotation, molecular function: serine-type endopeptidase activity; ATP binding; ATP-dependent peptidase activity.